AUGCACUCCAGCUCCACAACAUCAAUCCUUAAUGUCACUUUACCACAUUCCUUGUCUCAAUCUCUUGAAAAUUUCGCCCUCAAAACGUUAACCAAUCAACAUCAUACCGGUGCUCUCUACCAAGCUAUCUUACCGGACAAUCUCUCCGGAAUCGAAGUCUCCGUCGUUCGUCUCACCGGGAAGAGUCUUUGGAACAAUGGGGCCAAGUUUAGCAACGUGCUUAUUCCGGCAAGGUCAGUUUCGGUUCCUCCUGCAAGAAGAGUCGCUAUUGUGUACCAAGAUCUAGGGAAUUGGUCUAACCGUUGGUAUCUCGUUCCUGGUUACCGGUUAAUCACUUCUGUCUUAGGGUUUCGAGUUUUGGAUGUGUCGGAUCAAGACAAUGUCAAAGAGAUCACCCUAAGGAUGAAUCAUCCUGUGGAGAUUUCUUUUACGGAUUUACGCAAUGACUCCGACUCGGGUGAGAAAAUGAUGUCUAGAGUUAGAUGCGUGAGCUUCAAGGCACAUCCAGAAGACAAGAAAGCAACUUAUAUUAGCCGAAUGGUUCUCCCGGGCGUGUGUUACGGUUCGAGCCACGGCGAUUAUUCGGUGAUUGAACCCUUAGAGAACGAUAAGAAGAAGGUUGAGUUGUGGCAGACCUGGUGGUGGUUAUGGAUACUCGGAUUUGUAUUAGGGCUCGGCGUGUUAGGGUUUCUAGGGAUUGUGGGUACAAUGGGGAUUAAGGUACUAAGAGCGAAGAAGAUUCAAGUGAUGAUGGAGAGAGAAGCUAAUGAUGGUGAAGUGUUUGAGAGCAGAUGGGUUGGUGGAAGUAAAAUGCCAUCAGCGGCUGUAACAAGAACCUUACCAGAGUCCGAAUCCGGAUUUGAAAGCGGGUCUCGUAGUCAUAGAUUUGGGCCACCGCACUAA
Molecule: messenger RNA, 903 nt
Organism: Microthlaspi erraticum
Lineage: Eukaryota; Viridiplantae; Streptophyta; Magnoliopsida; Brassicales; Brassicaceae
Source: the annotation of a GenBank genome assembly